Molecule: messenger RNA, 3894 nt
Organism: Protopterus annectens (West African lungfish)
Lineage: Eukaryota; Metazoa; Chordata; Ceratodontiformes; Protopteridae
Gene: MACO1
Product: macoilin 1
Exons: 11
Coding region: 288-2273 (661 amino acids)
Biological process (GO): neuronal signal transduction
Cellular component (GO): rough endoplasmic reticulum membrane
Source: RefSeq, a predicted model, not a curated record
ACUCCCUGGCACUUACGUCGUGGCGUGUUUUGACUACGUUGGGAAGGGAAAGAAGGAGGCGGGCUUUAUUUUUAUGUGUUUUUAUUUAUUUCUUUGUUUCAAACAAAAAAAAGAGAAUAAUAAGCUUUUGAAAAUUGGGUUUGAUAGAACGCGAGAGAAGGAGAUUCCUACCGUAUAUACAUCAUCCGUACCGAAAGACGGAGAAGGACGGGGGUCUACAACAGCUGAGAAACGGAGGACAGAAGGGGGACGCUGCGGCCGCUGCCGUUCCCGAGGAGCGAGGGAGGAUGAAGCGGCGCAAUGCGGAUUGCAGUAAGCUCCGCCGGCCGGUGAAAAGGAACCGGAUAACCGAAGGCAUAUAUGGCAGCACUUUUUUAUACCUUAAAUUUCUGGUUGUAUGGGCUCUUGUGCUGCUGGCAGACUUCGUCCUGGAGUUCCGAUUUGAGUACUUAUGGCCGUUUUGGCUGUUCAUUAGGAGCGUCUAUGAUUCAUUCAGAUAUCAGGGUUUGGCAUUUUCAGUAUUUUUUGUUUGUGUAGCAUUCACAUCCGAUAUAAUAUGCCUGCUCUUCAUACCAGUACAGUGGCUCUUCUUUGCUGCCAGCACUUAUGUAUGGGUUCAGUAUGUGUGGCACACAGAAAGAGGAGUAUGUUUACCAACAGUAUCACUUUGGAUACUCUUUGUUUACAUAGAAGCUGCAAUCAGAUUUAAAGAUCUUAAAAAUUUUCAUGUAGAUUUAUGUCGUCCUUUUGCUGCACACUGUAUUGGAUAUCCUGUAGUAACAUUAGGCUUUGGCUUCAAAAGUUACGUCAGCUACAAAAUGCGGUUAAGAAAACAGAAAGAGGUUCAAAAAGAGAACGAGUUUUAUAUGCAGCUUCUUCAGCAGGCUUUACCGCCAGAGCAACAGAUGUUACAGAGGCAAGAAAGGGAGGCAGAAGACGCAGCAGCCAAAGGAAUGCCAGAAGUGGAUGGAGCGUUGCUUUCACAUCACAAUGGAGGGAUCCCAUCCAGCAAAAAAGUGACCAUCACAACAUUACCAGAACUAGAAUACAGAGAAAAAGGGAAAGAGAAAGAUGCCAAAAAACACAAUCUUGGGAUUAAUAACAAUAUUUUACAGUCUGUAGAAACUAAAAUUCAAGAAAUUGAAUAUAUGGAAAACCAUAUUAAUAAAAGAUUAAAUAAUGAUCUUGUAGGAAGUACAGAAAACCUCUUAAAAGAGGACUCAUACAGUGCAUCAUCAAAAAAUUACAAAAACGCUACUGGGGUGGGGAACUCCUCACCCCGAAACCACAGUGCAUCUAAUGGGAGUAUUCCCUCUUUGCCAAGCAAGAAUGAAAAAAAGCAGAAAUGCACUAGUAAAACCUCGAGCAACCACAAAGACUUAAUGGAGAACUGUAUACCUAAUAAUCAGCUUAGCAGACCUGACACAUUAGUAAGGUUGGAACAGGAUAUAAAGAAGUUAAAGGCAGACCUGCAAGCUAGCAGACAGACUGAGCAAGAGCUACGAAGUCAGAUCAGUUCCCUUAGCAGCACAGAACGUGGAAUUCGAUCAGAAAUUGGACAGCUCAGGCAAGAAAAUGAACAGCUACAGAAUAAGUUACAUAAUGCUGUACAGAUGAAACAGAAAGACAAACAAACCAUCAGCCUAUUAGAAAAGAAACUGAAAGCAGAGCAGGAAGCCAGAGCCUUUGUAGAAAAGCAAUUAAUGGAGGAGAAGAAAAGAAAGAAGCUGGAGGAAGCAACUGCUGCCCGUGCUGUUGCACUUGCUGCUGCCACCAGAGGAGAAUGCACAGAAACUUUAAGAGGUCGAAUAAGGGAAUUGGAAACAGAGUGCAAAAAGCUAACCAUAGACAUGAAAGUUAAAGAAGACCAGAUAAGAGAAUUAGAAGUGAAAAUGCAGGAAUUGCGUAAAUACAAGGAAAAUGAAAAAGACACAGAGGUAUUGAUGUCUGCACUUUCAGCAAUGCAAGAUAAAACACAGCACCUGGAAAACAGCCUGAGUGCAGAAACCAGAAUCAAGCUAGACUUGUUUUCAGCACUAGGGGAUGCUAAACGACAGCUAGAGAUUGCACAAGGGCAGAUCAUUCAGAAAGACCAAGAAGUGAAAGAGCUUAAACAAAAAAUUGCAGAAGUUAUGGCAGUAAUGCCUGGUCCGUACACUGCAGCUACCAGCACUCUGAGUCCUGUCACCCAACACUACUCCUCCAAGUUUGUGGAGACUAGCCCCUCUGGACUUGAUCCAAAUGCUUCAGUUUACCAGCCCCUCAAAAAGUGAAUGCCUGCCAGCCGGAUUCUUUCAAUACAGUGGCAUCACACGAGUGUUUUCCCCUUUGCAGUCAAAGAUGACUAUGUAUUGUGUGACUGUACUUGUAGUUCAAAAUGGAAAAGAGAAGUGAUUACAUCAAGGUUUUGACUAGAACUGCCCAGUCUUGUUUCUUUCUUGUAACGUUUCAAGUACCUCGCAGGUGUUUUUUCACAGCCAGUGUUUUUGAAUAUUCCCAGUCAUGUUUUCAAUAUUCAAUAGUCUGUUCUGCCUUUAUGUAUUACUUCUACCUGGUUUCCUCUUGGGGAAGAUGUUUUCAGGGUUUUGCUUUUUCCAGACCCUUUCAGUGUCACAAAAACAAAGCCAGCUAUCAUAAGUGGUAAAGGAACUUGUAUGAUAGCACUGCUCCCUUAACUUUUAGGCUGAAAGGAUUUCAGUGAUCCAGCAAAGCUCUGGAAGGAUUAUCAGUGUUUUAUUUAAAUGUUUUGUAAUAAAUGUUGCAAACUAAUUUGCUCACCUCCCUACUGUUAGGACCAAGCAAAUUAUGAGGCAUCAUUUAAGUUUAAAAAGGGAAAGUCUUAGUAACAGGAAUAGCUGGUAGUGUAUUGGUUGUUGUUGUGUAAAAAAAAUAUAUAUAUAUUUAUUCCCGUUGGUGUGUUUAGUAAGUUGGAGAGUUGUCUUGUUCACAGUGCCUUGAAUAAGACUGGUUUCAAGAGGAAACUUAAUAUUUAUUGUUCAUUUUUACUGUUCACUGUCCUUCAAGUUCUGAUCCAUUUUUUUAGCAGAGUCUACUGCAAAAAGCAUACGUUAGACCAUGGUAUUAAUUUAUUGUAAUGCUAGCAAUUUUUUUUUUAGUACUAGAGAUUCCCAAUGUGUUUUAACAUUUGCUUAUGCUGUCCAUUGGAAGACAUGACAGAGGAAUCAUUAUUUUGCAAAAUAAGUAUUGUGUACUGUUCAGAUGUCUAGCAAUAGUUUUGUAUUUUUGUUUAGUCCAUCUAUGCUUUCAGUGUUUCUGCUUUUAGUAGUAUGUUACAGCUCUGGAAAAAAAAACUUUUGUGCCAAGUAGCAUUUGGAAUCUAAAAUAAUGCUAAUGAAGAAAAUAUUUUCAUUUCGAAAUGUGUUAAAGUAACACAGUUAAACAUUGCACUCGUAAAAUAGAACUGAAGACCAUUUCAUACCUGAAUUGUUUGCACUUGCAGUGGACUCUGGGGGAAAAAAAAGUUUACAUUUUCUUUGCUCACUAGUACAUUCACCCCACCAAGGAAAACAUUUUCUAAAUCAGAAUGCUUCCAAGAACAAGUUAAUUUAAUGGGGGCAAGAACUAACUUGAAACUAAAUGAAAGAAUUUUGAUAAUGAACUUAUUUGGGAAUCAAAAGCUAGCUGCAUCUAGAUUGUUUUUGUUCUGUUCCCCUUGACAUUUGUAUUGUUUUAGUCACCUUGUGUAGUUGUCACCAAGAAAGUAUUGAGUAAAGAAAAGGGUUACUGAAAGCUUUGUUCAAACAUCAAAUAUCAACAGACCUGUCAUGUUGCAGUAUACCCCAUUUGCUGCCAUUUUUGGACUUUUUUUUAAUUGACUUGGCUGCAUUUCUUUUCUGUGGGGUUUACAAGGAAUAAACAUUUAUUGCAGAAGAA